UGCCCGGUACCCUAAACGACUUUUCUCUCUCUACAUACUUUUCCUCCGUCUCUUUCCUUUAUAAAAUAUUUCUCCUCCUCUUAUAAAACCAAACGGGACCUUCCUGUCCCUCUUCUUCACUUGCUAUCUUUCAUCAGCCUCUCCAUUCUUUCUUCUUUCUUUCUUCUUUCUUUCUGUUAAUCAUAACAAUAAAUAUAUACAGAGAGCUUCACUUCACAAGUCCUCCUUUGGAGGAGAGCUGUACAGUUGAGCACCUACGACUUCUUUCCAGAGAAGAUUUUAAGGGGAAAAAAAAGGAAAAAGAUGAAUCAGUGUGCAAUCCAUCCAAGCGCUUUCUCUACCCUUGACGAGAUCCGGAGUCCCGUGUCGGUUCCCAUCUCGGAGCGGAGAGAUCCGGUUGUUUGCCCCAAACCAAGACGACUUGGUCUGUUGAACGCCACCGUUAACGAUCAGCCUGUCAGGUCUCUAAGAUGGCAGCUCAGCCACCAAGCUGAGCUUUGUGAUUCAAAAGGAGGAACUGAUUUCUUGGACAUCAUCCUGACAAAGGGUGUUUAUGGUGUGGAUCAAUCCUGUACACAAAUAGCCUCGUCGCCGCCCUUUUUUUGCGGGUCGCCGCCGAGCAGAGUAGCUAACCCAUUAAUUCAAGACGCUCGAUUUGGGGAUGAGAAACUCUCCCCUAUAUCACCACUCUUGCCCAUGCCGACUCCGCCUCCGUCGGGUCUAUCAUCAUCUCCGACUUCCUCUUCAAGGAAAGGAGGCUGCGUUCGAUCAAAUUUUGGAAACAAACCAGCGGUGAGGGUCGAGGGGUUUGAUUGCCUCGACAGGGAUCGCAGGAAUUGCAGCAUCCCUGCUUUGGCAUAGAGAGAAAACCCCAUUUCAAUUAUACAAAAAGUAAAUAUUUAAAAAGAGCUAAACAAACAAUCGCGUCAAACAACUUCGGUAGUGAGAGGAAUUUUGAAAUUCUCAUGAGGGAAAGUGAUUGCAUCUUUUGCUAGUGUAAAUAUGUUUUCAAGGGUUCUUUUGUAUGUAAUGAUGUAUCUGUGCAAGUCGAAUCAGUGGUUGUUAACAAGAAUAAUGGAGGGUUACUAGAAUUUUGAUUUUAUGGGAUUGGGUUGAACUAAGAGAUCAUUCUUUUUCCACUCAAUCCUGCUUAUGAAUCUCAGGUGAGAUGUGAAAUUUUUUUUCUUUUUGUAUCUUUUUUGUUCUGGGUCCUGGAUCUCCAAUGAGCGGCUUAUGAAGGGAAAUUUGUACAAAAAUCAAGCCGGCGUUGAGUCUUUGAUGUACUAAUUUAUAAUGUAAAUAUACUCUUCUUUUGUUCA
This is a messenger RNA of Manihot esculenta (cassava), 1319 nucleotides long. RefSeq lists its product as uncharacterized. The transcript is spliced from 4 exons. The record is from RefSeq and is a predicted model, not a curated record. Lineage: Eukaryota; Viridiplantae; Streptophyta; Magnoliopsida; Malpighiales; Euphorbiaceae. The coding region runs from base 304 to 861 and encodes 185 amino acids.